Molecule: messenger RNA, 8289 nt
Organism: Lodderomyces jiufengensis
Lineage: Eukaryota; Fungi; Ascomycota; Pichiomycetes; Serinales; Debaryomycetaceae
Exons: 1
Coding region: 1-8289 (2762 amino acids)
Biological process (GO): fermentation
Cellular component (GO): membrane
Source: RefSeq, a predicted model, not a curated record
AUGGCCUUUGAAUCACAAUUUGUAUAUGUUACAUCUACUUCAACAAUAAGUGUUUCCUUUUGGAUAUAUUUAGUUGAUUGGGUUUUGGUUCUAGUUCUUGGUCUUGGAUUUUUAUUUUAUUUCCAUAAAUUAUUAGGAUUUAUAUUUUCAUUUUUAUUUAAAUUAAUAUUAUGGAAAACUUAUGGUAUAAGACUUCAUGUUGAUUCAUUAAAAUUAUCACCUUUAGGUGGUAGACUAUUUUUCAAGAAUUUGACAAUGUCAUCAGCUGAUACAACUAUAUCUAUAUUAAACACUACCAUAACUUGGAGAUAUUGGUUUAUUUCAUUAACAAAAUUAUCAAAUUUUUAUUGGGAAGCAGAUUAUGAAACUGGUGGAGUGACCCAAAAAAUAAAUGAUGAACUGCCUUCAAGAUUUUUGAUUGUUGUGGACGGACUAGAAAUUUUUAUGUAUAAUCGAACUGCAGCUUAUGAUGAUAUACUAAACAAUUUGAAAAACUAUCAAAAUCACCAUCAAAAUGUUUCUACCACCACCAACAUUGAUGCGCCAACACGUUCAAGAUCAUUAAUGUUAUUAUUGCAAAUACUACCCAUUGAAUUAAGAGUCAAAAAAGGAGCAGUUGUUAUUGGAAAUAUUACCACUCCUUCAAUACUAGUAGCUUCUUAUAAAGCUGCUAAUGGUUUAAUUGAUAUAGCAAAAGCUCCCAACCCAUUAGAUCCUUAUAGAUUAAUUCACGAUAUCCAAUUUGAUGAUUUCCAAAUAUGGAUGAGACCAAAUAUUGGAUAUGACAAGAAUCGAUAUACCACCAAUACUAUUAAAAAAUCACCGAAAAAGCAUUACAAAAUAUGGCAUAACUUUUUACAUGCUACUAAAUGGAUUCACAAAAAAUUAAACAAUGAAGAUUUACCACCAAAUUACAAUUGGCACGGUUUAAAAAGAUAUGUUGGAGAAGUGGAAGAACAAGAAGUUAUAAAUGAUGAACAAUAUGCUAAAUAUAGUUUAAUCCUUGAUUCUCCAAUGACAAGAGUAGUUUAUUAUUAUGAUUCUCCUGGACCAAAUAAAGAUAACUCACCAUUGGCAGAAAGCGGUGUCGAAGUUGAAAUAUCAAAUGGCACUAUGCAUUAUGGUCCUUGGGCUGAUAAACAAAGAGUUCCCUUACAAAAUAUGUUAUUCCCCUCAAUAGCUAAAGAUUCAGCACCAAAAGAGAAAUGCGGAUCCAAAAGAGAUUAUGAUGGAUUUAAAUUUGCAGUAAUUGUUCGAGAUGAGUUAGUUUUGAGAAUUCCUACAAGAGAAUCAAGUAAAGAUAAGGGAAACCAUAAAACUAGACCUUUUGGUUGGUUAGAAGUAAAGGUAGAUGAAGGUUCAAACAUAGGUCUGUUUACGUCAUUUAUGACUGAAAAAGAUAAAUGGCCGAAUAAAUUAAAAGUCAUAUUCAAUAAUCCGGAAGUUAGAAGUUCCGUGAAUCAUGACGUUUUAUUUUUAGCUGAUUCACAUGAAAUAAAUGCUGAUAUUGCAUUACCCUUGGAGUGGAAUGGACUUUGUAACUGGAAAUUCAAUCAAGUGAGUUUAAAUCCUAGGGUGUUUUUAUUAAGAGAGCACCUACUAUUGUUUUCUGAUUUAUUUACUGAUUUUGCCCUGGGCGAUCCACAACCAUAUGAAUAUUUUAGACCAUUUUGUUAUGACAUUUCUUGGAAAUUAAUAAAUUAUGAAGUAUUUCUUAAUGUGAAUGAUUGUAAUAUCAUUGAUAAUCCUAGAGAUUUUGAUAAUAAUAAAUAUUUAUCAUUUCAAGGAGAAGAGUUUAAUUCAGAGAUUAACAUUCCAUUAAAUGGGGCCUUCUCCAAAAAGACUACAGUUUCAUACAAACUUUGGACACCAUAUUUUGAAUUAGUUUUAGAUACUCCACCUUGGCAUACAGUUAAUGCAUACCUAAAAGAAACAAAUGUUGUUGGUAAAAGUGGACAUUUCACCAUUGAUGGAGCUUAUACCUUUUAUAAUGCAGUUGAAAUCAACACCACAAAUUUGGUUGAAAUCAAUUGUAUAGCUGAUGAAUUAAGUUUAAAAUUUUAUGGAUUUAUUAUUAGGUACCUUUUCACUUUAAGGGAAAAUUAUUUUGGAGAUCAUAUACAUUUUAAAACCUUUGAAGAAUAUAAUAAUGAAGAAAGUAUCAACAGUGAAAUUCCAGAACAAGAAGAAUCAUAUUGGAAAAUGAUCAAGUUUGAAAAUGAUGUUGACGUACUAUUUAAAUUUCAAGUUAGAAAUGGGUUGAUUAUAUUACCAACACAUUUGUAUAGUUCCUCAUCCCAUAUUGGUCUUAAUUUUGAUAUGUUGGAUAUUGAUAUUAGAUUCUGUAACUAUUAUAUGGAUAUGCAAGUUGAUUUUGGUCCAGCAUCAGGAGUUUUGGUGAGAGAAAGUGAUGGUAGUUCAAUGAUGAGUGUUGGUGAAUAUACUGAAUCUCAUUUGUGCUCUCAUAUUGAUAUGUCAAUUGAUGGAUUUGGUGUACAUGCUCAUAGAGCGUUUGGAGUUCCACCAACUGAAACAACAUUUUGGUGUAAAUGGGAUUUCUAUUGUGGAGAUUGGAUUAUUGAUAGUAAACCAUAUUUUGUAAAAGCUUUAAGUUCAGGAUUAUCAAAUUUUGGUAUUGGUUUUCUGGACCAAGAAAAUGCAUUGGAUGAAGCAUUUCCACCAGCAUUCGACGCAGCUAAUUUUUCAUUUAGGUGUCCAAAAAUAUUAAUAAAAUUAUGCACAUCUUCAGGUGGUGGAAUUGAAAUUGGAUUAUUAGAUAUAAUUUUGGGUUACAACGACAUAUCAAAUAUGAGAUAUUCAAAUAAAUUAUCAGUUUCCAUACCAGAAAUUUAUCUUAACGUGUUUAACUCCCAAAAAAUUAGUUCAACUUUGAGGACUUCGCUAGUAUUUUCAAAUAUCUGUCAAAAGGUUGAUAUGGUUGGAAGAAGAGAUACUCAACAACUACAUAUAAGGGAUAAUGAUGCUCCAUUUCAUCGGUCCCCAUUUCUUUUAUUUGAAGAAUAUAGAGACGAAUUUUAUGAUGCUAACAAAGGAAGUUUCCUCACCUCAUUUACACUUCCGGAAGUCCCAAUUCCUUUAAUUGAUGAUUUGACAAAUCUGACAUCUACAGAAGAUGAGGAUACCACUUUACCAGCAUUAGAUUAUAGAGAUGAAGAUUUUACUCCUUCAUAUGAAGUUGAUCCAGAUACAGAGUAUGAUAAUUUAAUUUUGGAAUUGGGUGAUGUUGAUUCAGAAAUGAGUUUGAAGAGUAUCUCGGUAUUGAUAGCUUUGCUAAAAGAGCUUCAAGAUUUUGAUAUUGAUUCAGUAAUGGAUAAAAUAGGAGUAAAAACAAUCAAAAUGCUAAAUAACUUCCUAAAAUCAUCAAAAGCUGUUAAAAACUUAAGGGUGGUUAAUCAUGAUGUUAAUUUAUGUAUAAAGCUAGACGAUGAUAAUAAAGUCAACUUAAAUACUAAAGAUUUAUCCAUUGCCUUAUCAAAUAAAACUGAAUAUUUUGAAAAUUAUGGAGAAAUUCAUACCCAUGAAGAAUUUUCCUUAGCCUUGCAUCUUGGUUCAAUCAACAUUAAUUUAUUACAAAAAUUUAAUAUAUCAAUUGAAGAUAUUGAAGUGUGGAUGGAGAAAAUAGAUGAUCUUGUUGGAUCUGUUAAAGCUGAUUUUAUAGAUACAGAUAUUGAUUUAAAACAUGAUUGGAAAUCGGACAUUGAUAAAUGGAAAGAUCAAAUCACAUCAGAAUUAAAAAAUUUGGAUAAUUUACAAUCUGAAAGAUCUAAACAUGCAAGUUUGAUUUAUGCAUUAACUGUUGCUUCUUCUGAUUAUUAUAUUGAUCAUGAUCCUGAUGUACUUACACGUCCAGCAUAUGUUCUUAGAGCUAAAAAGGAACAUAUAAGAUUUUUUGAUGGUUGGAAAGUAGUUGCAAGAUUACGUCACAUUUUACAAAGUUUACCACCAUCUUGGUUAGAUCUGGUAAAUUUGAAGAAUCAAUUGCCAAAUAAUGCAUUUGAGCAAGUGGUUGAAAUUUUUUCAAGAUGGAGAAUUUGGGAAGCUAACCCACAACAAAGGAUAUAUAUGUUUAAACAUAUAUUUGGUAUAACUGAAGGUGAUUUGACCAAAAAUUUGAAUUUUGAAUUUGCAUUAAACGAAUUUAGUUUUAAAUCUAGAUGUCGUAAGAACCCUUGUUAUAUGAAUAUUGAAGGGAUAUCAGUUGAUUAUAUAAAAGAUGAAUUAGUUUGUCGAAUAAAUUCUUAUGAUAGUAAAAUUACAGCAAAAUUAUUAACUUUGGCUAAUUCAUUAAAACCACCUGAUUCAAGUAAAAAAGAACCAACAACAAAAGAAGAACCAAUUAAAAUUCCAAAUUUUUUAGUCGAUAUUGCUCAUUUUAAACAAUCAAUUUCAAUAAUCACAGCAUCAAUCGAAAUAAAAUUUGAAAAUUUGUUAUGUCAAGUUUUGGAAAAUGGUACGACUGGUGCAUUAAAUGUUGAUGCUUUUCAAGCUAAUUUAAGAGGUGCAAGUCAGAUCAUGUUGAAUCAAGAACUUUAUACGUUAAAUGUUGUUUUUUCCAAAAACAAUACAAUUGAUGUUGAUCUAAAAGCUUCAAAAACAAGGAUAUUUGAUUCUGUUAUUGCUUUAAAAGAGUUAAUGAAUUAUGAUGUUUCCUAUAUUAAGCUGCUAAUACCAGACUCAAAAAAUAAUAUACAAGAAGUCACCACCGAGAAAGCAUCUUUUUUGUUAUCACUCAAAAUUAGUGAAAUACUAAUUGGUGUUGAUAUUUUGAAACCUUUGAAAAUUUCAGCUGCAAUAUUCGAUACAAAUAUAGAAGCAACAACAAGUUCUAUAUCUGUUCAAAUACUGAGAAUUAAAAGCAAUUUAAAUUAUGAGAAAGAUUACAUUUUUGAGCUUCAAAGUUCAGAUUUCUGGACAAACACUAGCUUCAAAGAUUUGGAUUCCACAUUGAUGGUAAGAUCAAUAAUCUCAUUAGGCUAUUUUAAAAUCCAAUCUUAUAAUCUCAUAAGAAGUUUAAUAUUUGCCAUGAAGGAUGUUGAUACAAUUGGACAAAAAGUAAAAGAAUUACAAAAUCUUAUACCACCCUCAGAAUCCACAAACAAACCAAUUGUGGGAAAGAAAAAACCUACUUUAUUUAAAAUUAAUUUUCAAAAUGAUUAUUUGGAAUUGGCAACUAUUAUGAACAAAAUCAAUACUAGUGUAGCUAUUGAAGGAGCUGCUUGUAAUGUUGCUAAUGUAUCAUUAUUUUUUAAAGUACCAAUUUAUGGAGAUAUUUCAAUUGCUGCGGCUAGAAUAAAUGUGCUUGCAAAAGGUGUACCACUUAGUUUAUCCAAUUUAUUGGAGUUGAAUUUUGCAAUUAGACUUUUCAAUGAUACAGAAUCGAUUAGACAAAAUUUACAAGUGGAAUCACAAUUUUGCAGAGUUUGUUUAUCUGAAUUAACAGUGAUUUCAAUUUUGGAACUUUUAAAUGAAGUGGUAAAAAUUCUUCCAACUUUGAAGAAACCUAAAGCAACAACAAAACCGCCACCGGCAUCAUCAACACAAGCAAGCAGAAAUAGUUUUGAAGAAAUGAUUUAUUCUAGAAUUGCAGCAUUCCAAUUUUUAUCAUAUAAUUUUUGUUUUGGUUGGUUAUUUAAUGAAAAGUCUAAAGAAUAUCCAGGUGUUAUAGUUGGAGCUGAGAAAUUCUUUGCUGCUACCGAAGAAAGUUUGGGAAAGUUUACAUUAAUUGGAUCAUAUGUAUCUGUUGCUAAUGGUAAUCAGUCAUCAAAUUUUUAUAGUACUGAAUCAGAAAGAAGUAGUUUAAAUCGAGCUUUCCUUCCAAUUUUACAAGUGGCUUAUAUUAUAGAAAAAGAAUCAAAAUCAUCAAAACAUUUAAGUGUUACUGUUAAUGGUGAUGAAAUUGAUGUUAGAUUUUUAUCAACUUCAAUAGGUAGUAUAAUUCAAAAAGCAGCUACUCUGGCCACUAAUGUGAAACAAAUAAUUGAUAAAUUUGAAAAAACUGCAUGUGAGGAAUUCACCACAGAAUCAAACAAAUCCAAUAUUGAUAUACCCUACCAAUCAAUUGAAUUUUCAUCAACUUUUGCUGGUUCAAAAGUUAUGAUAUAUAGAAUUGAGGAGGAACAAGAAGACAAACCUUCAUUAUUUUUACAUGCACCUGCAAUUAAAACAGCUUUCAAAUUUAUAGACGAUGGUGAGACUAAAAAAUUAUUUGGUGAAUUAUUAACUUCUUCAAGUGAAAAUAUAUUAUUUCCUAAAUGUGUUCCAGUUUUAUUAGAUUUAGCUACAAGCGUUAAAGAAUUAAUGCAAAAACCAUCAAACGAUGUUAAAAAGCCAAAAGAAAAUAAUGAUUAUGACUACUUUGAUUCAUUACUAAAAGAAAUGGAAAUUCAUAUAGGAGCUAAAAUUGAAAAACAAACACUUACUUUAAGUUGUGAACCAACAGCCAAAGUUGCAGCAAUCGUUGGGUUGGAAAACAUUUUUAUACAAGUGAACACCCUUGAACCUGGAAAAUCUUCAUUAAAUUUGUCUUUAUUAUUAGAUUGGGUAUCCGCAUCUUUACAACAUAUUUAUUCAAGAGAUAUAAGUGCAUCAAUGAAAGUUGAACAAUUAACAUUGCUGAGUAAUUUUGAACUUGGUUCCAAUUCCCAAAUUAUAUCUUCAGGUAGUUUAACAAAUGUUUCAAGUUAUAUCAAUGUAAAACAAUAUCAGGAUGUUGAUUUAUUUAAAGAUAUAUGGUUUCCAAAAGAAUUAUUUGACUUAUAUGAUCAUCAAGAAGAAAUGGUUGAAGCACCUUCAGAGUUGGCAGAACAUAAGAAUAUUUCAUCUAAAUUUAAACAAGUUUCAACAAGUUAUGCGUUUCCUUGGGUUGUUGUAUUUGCUAUCAAUACUAUAAAUUUAGAAGUUGAUUUGGGCCAAUCAUUAGGUGUUUGUAAUUUGAUAAUUGAUAAUUUUUGGGCUCUAUCAAAAAAACUGGCUGAUUGGUCACAGGAUUUAAAAAUGGGUAUCAAUUCAAUUGCAUUAACAUCGAAAGGUAGGUUGGGUGGAUUUAUUUCAAUAGAAGAUAUGAAUUUACAUACUUCUAUUAGUUGGAAAUUGAAAGAUGAGUCAACAUUGGAUGUUCCAUUAAUUUCUGUUUCAGGUGGAGUUGGUAAAUUCCUGAUGAAAAUUUCAUUUGAUUAUCAUGUUAUCGCAAUUGCAAUUUUAGAGAAUUUUUCAAUGGAUAUAUACAACAGGAAGAAUGAAUUGGCUAUAGCUAAAGAUCAUUUAUUUGUUGCUUCAAAAUUUAAGACUGUUGAAAUUUAUAUGACUUCUUUGACAGCAUCUAACUUCAUCGAUAUUAGCAACACAAUUUCGAGAAUGAUUCAAGAUAAUAAAAGAUCUUAUAAGGAAACACUACGAGAUUCAUCUAAAAAAUCAAUUAUCCAAAAACCUCAUAAAGAUAAUACUAUCUUACAAACUAUAAAAAAAUUAGAAACAAUCAUUCAUGUUGCAGCUGGUAAAAUUUUAAUUCAUGUUUAUCCAUCUGCAUUAGAUAAUUCAAAAGUCUUAGUUGUUAAAUUAGAUGAUUCAAAAGUAAAAUUUCAACAAAAUGAGUUUAAAAAGGGAAUCUCAAAUGAAUUGAAUAUCAAAUUCAACGAUUUGAAAGUAUCGUUAUCAAAUGUUCCAGAAACUGAAGAAUCAUUUGUUCAAAGCUGUACUGUUGAAGAAUUUAGAGAUAUUGCAUGUAAAGCAAAAGGUGGUUCAAUUUUCGUUUUCCCAUCUUUCAAAAUCUCCAUGAGGACAUUUGAAAAUGAUCAAAAUCUUAUUGAAUAUUUAUAUCAAUCAACAUUUAAUGGAACUGUUGAUAUACGUUGGAACUUAGGUUCAGUUAAUUUUAUUAGAGAAAUGUAUUUAAUUCAUUCAAAUGCAUUAGCUUCAAGAAUGGAAUAUCGUCAAAAUAGACAACAAUUUGAAGAAGAAAAUGAAAGUACAACAUCUACAUUAAAACAACAAUUGAAUGCAGAAGAUCCAACUAAAGAUAUUGAUGAUGCAAUAAAAGUAACUAUGGAAAAAGUUGAAAAAACUUCAAAAUAUCAAUAUUUCGCAUUAGCUCCUCCAAUCAUUGAAGCUCCACAACUAAAAGAAUUAGGAAAUGCAACUCCACCAUUAGAAUGGUUUGGAUUAAAUAGAAAUAAGUUUCCAAAUUUUACUCACGAGUUGGCAAUUGUUAAUUUACAAAAAUUAGUCCAUGAAAUUGAAGUUCAGUAUUCAAAAAUGUUAGGUAAAGCAUAA